Molecule: messenger RNA, 853 nt
Organism: Cariama cristata (Red-legged seriema)
Lineage: Eukaryota; Metazoa; Chordata; Aves; Cariamiformes; Cariamidae
Gene: GRAMD2B
Product: GRAM domain containing 3
Exons: 9
Source: RefSeq, a predicted model, not a curated record
AUUAGUAUACCUGUGGUCUCAGUGACACUUUUGAAGAAAACCAAAACUGCCCUUCUUGUGCCAAAUGCGCUGAUCAUAGCGACAGUCACAGACAGGUACAUGUUUGUCUCCUUACUCUCCAGAGAUACCACCUACAAGCUAUUAAAAUCUAUCUGUAGACAUCUUGAGGAUACAAGCAUGGGCAACAGUCCAAAUCCCUCUUCUGCAGAAAACAGCUUCAGGGCUGAUCGCCCUACAACUCUGCCCUUGGAUUUCAAUGAAGACUAUUCUGAUCUGGAUGGAAUAGUGCAGCAGCAGAGACAAGAGAUGGAAGAGUCCAGCAGCACAGGCUCACAAACCCCAGAGCUGGAAUGCUUCCAAGAUUAUCAUGUCGUUGAGACACAGACUCACUUGAAAGUUUCCAAGACUGAGGCAAAAUCUGUCCGUUCAGAUGCACAUGGUAAACGUGGACCUGAUGGAAAAGCCCGAAACAGUCCUCGAAAUGGCCGCUCUGAAGGCUUCAGGUUCUUCCACAAAGUGAAAUCGCAGAGGCUUUUAUCUCUGAACCAUGUACUGAUAUUUUACGCAGUUCUUGUUUGUGUAUUAAUAUUUUCUACUUUCUACAUGAGAUACAAAAUAAGUGUCCUGGAGGAACGUCUUAUUUCCAUCACAUCCUUUGAUUCACAUAUUAAGGAACAUCCAGUGCGCCAAGGUUUGGGAUCUCAUCUGCAAAUUAAUGCUGAUGCCCUUUGUGAUGAGUUAACUGCUAAUCUUAUAAAAUUGGAAAAGAACAACUUACAAAAACUACUUGAAGAUGGUGAAUGAAACAUUGAUGUUCUUGGACUGCUUCAGACCUCAUUCUUCUCUUGACAAA